AUGCGGCCUGACUGCGAGCCGCCGGAGCCGACAUUCAUAUUCACUGGUAAACUCAAUUUGCGCCCGGACUGCAAGGCUUCACUCUUUCCCCAUGCCUCAGUACCAGCUCGAGGCAAGAUCCACCUCGAUGUCGAGGAGGAAGAGCAGGACCCGUUCGAUGUGACGAAGCCAGAGGAUCUCGUGGACGGGACACCGGUCUACGGAGACGAGUUCUGGCACACGAUGCGACUGAGGAAGUUGUUCUUCUCAUUCCUCCUCGCAGCCAUAUUGAUGGUCCAAUGCGUCAGCCUCGGCUGGGCGGCCAUUGAGGACGAGCGGACGAGCAUUGCGGUGCACACCUUGCACGUCGUAUUCGCACUCUACACGCUCGCAGUGGCGGCGCGCUCGGUGGGCCAACAGGACAACGAGCAUGCUGAGUCCAUGAUACACCUGUCUGCCCUGACGUUCGUUGCGUCUGCCUUCCUGUUCACCACAUCCAUCCUGCCGUCCACCGAGCUGAUCGACAUCAGCUCGUUCGUGCCCUCGACCGUCCCGCUCGGUCUAUUCUACGCAACGCUUGCGCUGUACAUCGCGGCACUCGUCUUGGUCGCGACCACCCCAUGCGGGCCACCGCUGCACUUCCCACCGGAGCAAAUCUACUCGGAGAAGGUCACCGCGAAGAUGACGAACACGAGCGAGGACAACGUGUGCGGGAUCACGGGCGCGUCGGUGUGGGACACGCUGCUGUUCUCGUACACGACCAAGGUCGUGAUGCUCGGGAACACGGCGGAGAGCCUGGAGACGGGCGACCUGCCGAUCGUGCCUGCGGACAUGCGCGCGACGACGCUCUUCCGGAACAUGCGCGGCGCGUUGAAGAAAUACCACCUCCGUGUGCGCCCUGGCAGGGGUUGGGAGCUUGGUUAUCGUCUGCUGCGGGUCAACCUUUGGAAUGUCACGACGGUCGUUGUUCUCGCGAUGUCGGUCGCCGGUCUGUUCUAUACGCCGCACUACUUCCUCCAGCGCGUCGUGCGCUACCUCGAGAUGGAUCCCGAGAGGAAGGACCGCAGUUGGGGAUGGGCAUACUGCUGUGGGUUGUUCUUCGCGAACGCCCUCACUCAGCUCAUCACGGGACAACUGUGGUCUUUGUCUACGACCACCCUGCAGGUCAGCUUCAAGGUUCAGCUGAACUCGAUCCUGUACGCCAAAACGCUUGUGCGGAAGGACAUCGCCUCAUCUGCUGGCCCCGCUCCUGAGUCGGCGGCCGCCGAGAACGGUGUCGCCGCCAGUGCGAAUACCGAAAACGGGGAGACGAAGAGCGACGAAGACGAUUUCUCGAGCAAGGCACAGAUCAUGACGCUGAUGACGACGGAUGUGGACCGCGUCAGCGAGUUCGCAUGGCACUUGUUUACGCUGUUUGAUGCUCCCAUCGAGCUCAUUAUCGGCACGAUAUUCUUGUACAGCUUGCUUGGCGUCUCUUGUUUCAUCGGACUUGCGGUGACAUGCUUGUUGCUCCCGCUCAACCACUUCGCGAGCAAGGUCGUCGUCUCGGCACAGGAUAGCUUGAUGAAAGCGCGUGACGAGCGUGUUUCUUUGAUGAACGAGAUCCUUGGUGGUAUUCGUAUGCUCAAGUUUAUGGCAUGGGAGCGCAGCUUCGAAGCACGAGUCAUGAAGGUUCGGGCGAAGGAAUUGAGGUACCAGAAGCUCAACUACCAUAUCGAGGUUAUCUUCAAUGCCAUAUGGGGUGCUUCUCCGAUUAUUGUCGCGCUGGUGUCUUUUUGGCACUUCGCCGUCGUUCGUGGGCAAGUACUAACGCCUUCCAUCGCGUUCACUUCUAUUAGCGUCUUCAACGAGCUGAAGUUCGCCUUGAAUGCGCUUCCGGAGACGUUCAUCAACAUGCUUCAGUCUAUGGUGUCCAUGCGUCGUAUUGAGAAGUAUCUGCACGGUGCCGAGGUAGCAGUCGUCGAACCCCUGAGCCAGCAGUCGCAAGCUAUCACGUUGCAAAACGCGACGAUUACUUGGCCGCAGGACCGUGUCCGCGGUGCCAGCGCUACCCCCUCUGCUGCGUCGACCCCCAAGCAGAAAUUCGUGCUGCUUGAUCUGAGCAUCGACUUCCCGGUAGGCGAGCUUUCGCUGAUUUGUGGUAAGCUCGGAAGUGGCAAGUCUUUGCUUUUGCUUGCGCUCCUUGGUGAAGCGGAUGUGCUUGCUGGCCAGUUGAUGUGUCCGCGCUCGCCGCCUGAUGCGAUUGCUUCCUUCGCGGGCAAGGUUGUGCCUGAGGAGGAGUGGGUCGUGAAGGGCGUGUGUGCAUAUGUCCCUCAGAGUGCUUGGCUUCGUAACGCUUCAAUCAGAGAGAACAUCCUAUUCGAUCUCCCGUAUGUCGAGGAUCGCUAUCAGCGAACUCUUGAGGUCUGCGCUCUAGUCAGCGACUUCAAGAUCCUCGAGGACGGAGACAUGUCGGAGAUCGGUGAACGUGGCGUAAACCUGUCGGGUGGCCAGAAAGCUCGAGUGUCGCUCGCACGCGCGGUGUACUCGCGUGCCUCGGUUCUUCUGCUGGACGAUGUUCUCUCUGCGGUUGACGCCCAUACUGCUCACCACCUCUACAGCGAAUGUCUACAGGGUGACCUGAUGCGCGGUCGUACUCUGAUACUGGUGUCACACCAUGUACAGCUUUGUGCACCGGGUGCAAGCUACAUCGUCGCUCUCGACAACGGCCGAGUCGCCUUCCAAGGCGAUCGGGAGACGUUCCGGUCGUCUGGUGUACUGAACACGCUCGUCCAAUCCGGAUCUGCUGAUGCAAAUGAUGACAAGGAAGAGACGACAGUAGCAGACGUAGAGGAGCUAGUCACCGAGAAGGAGUCAUCCGACGACAAUGGAGGACACUCCUUGGAGACUACCUCUACUGCCGCUACGUCUGAGACUGAGGUGAAGCCAGAGGAACGGAAGGCACCGCGCAAGCUCAUCGAAGAGGAGAAGCGUGCUGUCGGUCGCAUUGGCAAGGAUAUCUGGAUGACGUACAUCGACGCUUGCGGUGGUUAUCUGUACUGGAUCAUGUUUGGCGUGGCACUACUGCUCGCAGCACUCAGUCCCGUUGCCGAAAAUGGUUGGCUACGUAUCUGGACGGGCUCGGCGCUUGAAACAGACGAGCCAAGACCUCCAUCCUUCUACAUUGCUAUCUAUGCGGCAAUCACUGGAGCUGGCGUUAUCCUCCAGACUAUCCGCUGGGUCGUUAUUUACCACGGUGGUAUCCACGCGUCAACUGUCCUCUAUCAGCGACUUCUCGAGGGCGUUCUCUUCGCCAACAUCCGUUUCCACGAUACGGUCUCUCGUGGCCGACUGCUCAACCGCUUUGGAAAGGACUUUGAGGGCGUUGAUAGCAACCUUCCCGACAACUUCGGACGCAGCGUUGCCUACACCUUGUCUGCCACCACGACGUUCCUUACGAUCACGUACAUCGGAGGCUUGCCCUUCUUGUUGGCGGCUUUCAUCUUUGGAAGUCUGUACUACAGCGUUGGCAAGGUUUACGGACAAACAUCUCGGGACAUGCGGCGACUUGACUCUGUCACUCGCUCGCCUUUGUACUCCAUUUACGGCGAGACUAUUGCGGGCGUGACGGUCCUCCGAGCGUUCGGAGCUUCCACGAAGUUUAUGAGAGACAUGCUGCGAUGCGUUGACACUAACACCAACCCGUACUACUGGAUGUGGGGUGUGAACCGAUGGUUGUCUGCCCGUUUCAACCUCCUCUCCAGCGCUGUUGUCGGAGUGACUGCCUUUGUAUGCGUACUGACGCCCGGUAUCACGGCAUCGCUGGCCGGAAUGGCCCUUGCGUUCUCCUCGACCAUUCUGAACGACCUCCUCUUCCUCGUACGACGAUUCGUCGGGCUCGAGCAAUCUAUGGUUGCCGUGGAGCGUAUCAAGGAGUUUUCCGAGCUCCCACGCGAGCCUCCUGAAUUCAUUGAGCCGCGUCCUCCCGCCUCCUGGCCCGAGAAAGGCGCUAUCAACUGCGAGAACCUCGUCAUCCGCUAUGCACCCGACCUCCCGGAUGUUCUACACCACCUGAACUUCACCAUCGCACCUGGAGAGAAGAUCGGCGUGCUCGGGCGGACGGGCUCGGGCAAGAGCACGCUCGCGCUCUCGUUCUUCCGCUUCGUGGAGCCCGUCGAGGGCCGCAUCCUCGUGGAUGGCUUGGACAUCGCGAAGAUGGGCUUGACGGAUCUGAGGAGCAAGCUGACGAUCAUCCCGCAGGAUCCGACGAUCUUGAGCGGGACGCUGAGGUCGACGCUGGAUGUGUUCAAUGAGUACGAGGACGCUGAGAUCUACGAGGCACUUCGUCGCGUGCAUCUCAUCCCAGCAAGCGAUGUCCCGUCCGAAGAUCCCGAGAUGGUCAACGCGAAUGUUUUCCGCGAUCUCGACUCGUCCGUCUCGGAAGGCGGCGACAACUUCUCCACCGGUGAAAAGCAACUGCUCUGCAUGGCUCGCGCCAUCCUCAAGCGCUCAAGGGUGCUGCUGAUGGACGAGGCUACCGCGAGCGUAGACUACGCUACCGACGAACUGAUUGGGAAGACUAUAAGACAAGAGUUCGCAGAGAGCACGCUCCUCACGAUCGCACAUCGGUUACGUACCGUGAUAGACUACGACAGGGUCAUGCUCCUCGAGCAGGGCCGAAUCGCCGAGUUUGAUAAGCCCGCGGUGCUGCUGGCAAACCCGUCGUCAAAAUUCCACAGCCUCUGCAAGGCCACGGGAAAGAGCGAGUUCGCAAUGUUGAAAAAGCUGGCGGGCGUACAAUAA
This is a messenger RNA of Fomitopsis serialis, 4761 nucleotides long. RefSeq names its product multidrug resistance-associated ABC transporter. Lineage: Eukaryota; Fungi; Basidiomycota; Agaricomycetes; Polyporales; Fomitopsidaceae. Gene Ontology annotation, molecular function: ABC-type peptide transporter activity; ATP hydrolysis activity; ATP binding. The record is from RefSeq and is a predicted model, not a curated record. The transcript is spliced from 37 exons. Bases 1 to 4761 code for a protein of 1586 amino acids. Gene Ontology annotation, cellular component: fungal-type vacuole membrane; fungal-type vacuole. Gene Ontology annotation, biological process: transmembrane transport.